Cryptosporidium ubiquitum is the source of this 2256-nucleotide messenger RNA. Its product is annotated as CPSF metallobeta-lactamase. NCBI's taxonomy places the organism in Eukaryota, Apicomplexa, Conoidasida, Eucoccidiorida, Cryptosporidiidae. The transcript has a single exon. Bases 1 to 2256 code for a protein of 751 amino acids. The record is from RefSeq and is a predicted model, not a curated record. Gene Ontology annotation, cellular component: nucleus. Gene Ontology annotation, biological process: snRNA processing.
AUGACAAUUUCGAUUAUUCCACUAGGUGCAGGUCAAGAUGUAGGAAGAUCAUGUAUUCUAACAAAAAUAGGGUCGAAAACUGUUAUGUUUGACUGUGGAAUGCAUAUGGGUUUUAAAGACGAAAGAAAGUAUCCUGAUUUUAAAGCAAUUAGUGCCACUCUAGACCCUUUAAUAAUAAAUGAUUACAUUGAUUUGGUAAUAAUAUCUCAUUAUCAUUUAGAUCACUGUGGUGCACUACCUUUUUUUACGGAAAAAAUAGGCUAUACAGGUCCAAUUGUUAUGACCUAUCCUACCAAAUCAGUUUCAUCCGUUUUACUUUCUGAUUGCUGCAAGAUUAUGGAACAAAAACUAUUAUUGCAGAGAACGAACAACGACGUGGCCCUUGCAACAAAUGAGGUUAUAUCUAAUAGCGAAUAUGGUUUUUUUACUGUUUCAGAUGUUUGGAGUUGUAUGGAAAAAGUAAAAGCUAUUCAGCUUCAUCAAACUAUCGUUGUUUCAGGGAUAAAAAUUACUCCAUAUUAUGCAGGCCAUGUCUUAGGUGCUUCAAUGUUUCAUAUUCAAGUUAACGACGAAUCUAUUGUUUAUACUGGUGAUUUUAAUAUGGUCAGAGAUAGACAUCUUGGGCCUGCACUAAUACCCAAGCUGUUACCAAGUUUAUUAAUAUCAGAAAGUACAUACGCAACAUACAUUAGACCUUCGAGACGAUCGACUGAAAGAACCUUCUGUGAAAUGGUAUACUCUUGCUUGAAGAGAGGUGGGAAAGUAUUAAUACCUGUAUUUGCAAUUGGUCGGGCACAAGAACUAUGUAUACUAUUGGAAAUAUAUUGGCGAAGAAUGCAAAUAAGGUUCCCAAUAUUUUUUGGAGGUUCAAUGACAGAAAAAGCCAAUUCAUAUUAUCAGUUAUUUACUAAUUGGACGAACACACCACUGGCCGAUAAUAUUUUUACUUUUCCACAUGUAAUGCCAUAUGACAAAUCCAUUUUGACACUUUCAGGGCCAGCAGUACUUUUUGCAACACCUGGGAUGCUUAAUACUGGACUUUCUCUCCAGGCAUUUAAAAUGUGGGCACCUGACUCAAACAAUCUUACGAUUAUUCCUGGCUUUUGUGUAUCUGGCACUAUUGGCUCGAAGAUUAUUAAUGGUGCAAAGCGGGUGUUCAUUGACCAAAAAGAUCCUUCUACUUGCAUAGAAGUAAGAUGUAAUGUAAAAUAUCUCAGCUUUUCAUCCCAUGCAGAUUCAAUUGGAAUACAAUCUCUUAUUUCUCACUCGGAACCGCAAGCUAUAGCAUUUGUUCAUGGAGAAAAACAAGGAAUGCUAAGUUUGGCAUCAUUCAUAAACUAUGAACUUAAAAUCCCGUCAUUUUGUCCACAUAAUGGUUCAAUUACUUCUUUACCCACUAAAGGGAAAAACAAAUAUUUAUGUUAUCUAUCAAUUAAGUUUUCAUUGGCACAUGCUGUCAACCCAUUACAGAAUUUAACAGAAAGACAAUUAGAAGUCAGAAAUAUUAUUGAAGAGUUGAAGAAACAACAAAUAAACAAUUCUUUUGCUUUUUUAUUUGGAAAAUACGUUCUUUCAAUUUCCCAAAUACAUUCAUUGAUUAUCGAAUAUUAUGCCACACCUCAACUUUUUCCAAUCUAUGUAUUUACUUCUAAGUAUAUUAAUCGUGGCUAUUCAUUUGUUCUGACAAAAAAUGAAUUAUAUAUCUAUAUAAAAGGAACUUACAAAACUUUACAGAAAAAAAUAAUGAAAGUUAAGAUUCAACCAAAAAAAAAUAAAACUAUAUGUGAAACAGAUAACUCAAUAUAUCAAGAUAAAAUUCUCCAAAUAAAAAGCUCACUUCAUAAAACCAAUUAUUUCAAUUUGCUGUUUUAUUUUGAAAUAUAUAACAUUGAAAUUGUAAAAUUGUUAACUGCAAUACUAAAUUUAGUAAAUAUCAUUAGUAAACAAUUUAUUAAGAAAAAAAAUUGCAAUUUAAUAAAACAUUGUUUUAAAGAUUUAACAAUAAACAAUAAAUUAAUGAAGUCAUAUUUUUAUGAUGAUUUUGCUAUUAUCACUUACAAAAGUUUAAUUGCUAAAAUUAAUGCUGAAAGCUACCAAAUAGAUAUCAUUAAGAAUUUUUUUUCAAGCUUAAUUAAAGGUAAACCCAGCUUUGAUCUCAAGAAAAGUACUGUAAGCAAAAUAGCAAUUUCGUGGUCCUUCAUCGAUAAUAAAAGCAUCGAAAUAUCGGAUUUUAUCAAUAUUCUUGAAAAGAAUUAA